Molecule: messenger RNA, 735 nt
Organism: Fraxinus pennsylvanica
Lineage: Eukaryota; Viridiplantae; Streptophyta; Magnoliopsida; Lamiales; Oleaceae
Source: the annotation of a GenBank genome assembly
AUGACGAGUUUGAAUUUCUUGACUGAUCUUAUGAUAUUUGAACAGCCGGUGAAUACAGAUAGGACAGUUAGCAGUAACCAGUUGAUGAGGAUGUUGGGAGCUGCUAUGGCUACUCACCAAGUUCCAUUGCAUUGUGUUUACCAUCUUGCAGACUGCAGUAUCGCUAACAAUACAUCAUUUGCAUCUUCCUCGGCCAAUUCUGAAGUUCCCAGUACAAACAUUAAUUUUGGUUUCAGUUCUAUAGGUUCCUCGUCUGAAAGCAAUGCAGUUGGCCCUGGCAAUGGGCCAACAGCUAGUGGUGCAUUAUCAUCUUCCUUUGCAGCUACAGCUACUAGCUUAUUUGGUUCGAGUUGGCAAAGUCCCAAGUCUUCUAAUCUUGGUUCUACUUUUACUUCUCCGUCCCCAUCUACUAGAUUUGCCUUUGGUGCAACAUCAUCUUCCUUUGCAGCUACAAGCACUGCACUAAUGCCAGUAUUUGGUAAUCCUCCUACUUUUGCUGCCUCGACUGGUAAUGAUCAGAUGAAUGCAGAUGACAGGUCAACAGUACAAUCACAACCUAGUCCCUUCCAGUUUGCUGGCCAGCAAAAUCAAGUUGCUUCACAGAACCCUUCUUCAUUUCAAGCAUUAGCCAGUCUAGAAUUCAAUGCGGGCGGGAGCUUCUCGUUGGGCAGUGGUGGUGACAAGUCAGGUCGAAAAUAUGUGAAAGCUAGUAGAAGUAAGAACCGGAAGAAAUGA